Messenger RNA from Eurytemora carolleeae, 2316 nucleotides. It is a transcript of the gene Dark, whose product is annotated as apoptotic protease-activating factor 1. Gene Ontology annotation, biological process: regulation of apoptotic process. The coding region runs from base 61 to 2316 and encodes 751 amino acids. The transcript is spliced from 26 exons. Lineage: Eukaryota; Metazoa; Arthropoda; Copepoda; Calanoida; Temoridae. Gene Ontology annotation, molecular function: ADP binding; protein binding. The record is from RefSeq and is a predicted model, not a curated record.
GUACUGAAUACGAGUUGUAUAUUUUGCAGAUGUGAAAAGGUGAAGAACAAAUUAAACAAAAUGGAGCGAAAUCAUAAAAACAGUUUAAAGAAAUCUAGACAACAAAUUGUAGAUGAUCUUGAUGUGAAUGAUGUGUUUGAUGUUCUACUGCAGAAUGAUAUCUUCAGUGAUGAUAUUGUUGAGAGGAUAAAAGCUGAAACUACUAGGAAGGACAAAGCCCGACGUUUAUUAGAUAUUUUACCGUCGAGAGGACCCCAGGCCUACCCUGUCUUUUUGGAAGCAUUGAGAGAAAACUACCGUUGGUUAGUCGAUACUUUGGAGAACGGAGACAGGGAUGCACGGAAUAAUACACAGGAGAUUAACAAUCAGAUAACAGAGGUUCUAAUGCGAGGCGGAGUUCCCCACCAUCCUCAUCUCAUAAACAGGACAAAAGAGACCACAGCAGUAAAACAAGGGUUAAUGGAGUUGGGUUGCGGAAGAUUCCUGGUACUCCAUGGUAUGCCUGGAAGUGGUAAAUCUGUCCUGGCAGCUGAAUCUGUCCGGGAUCCUGCUAUAGCAGUUCAACAUUUUCCUGGAGGGAUUUUCUGGGUCAAGAUUGGUACAGUACAACCGGAACAGCUGUUGGGGCGGAUAAGAGCAUUGUGUACAAAGCUAGAUGCCGCAAUCCUUCCAAACAAUAUAGAAGAGGGUCAGGAGACACUUAGGAAAUUAUUCUUAUCCUCUGAAUACUCUGACAGCCUCCUGAUACUGGAUGAUGUCUGGAAAGCUGAGGUUGUUAAAACCUUUAACCUCCCUGUUAGGAUCCUCAUUACCACACAGGAUGUCUCCAUUAUGAACGUUGUACCUGGGCUCUUCUCAAUAAUUGAAUUACAACCGGGGUUUACUGAACAACAAUCCCUGCAGCUAUUCUCAACAUAUCUUAAGAUCCCCGUCAAUUUCCUUCCUCCAGAGGCUAAAGAAAUUCACAAUGAGUCUAAGGGGUCCCCUAUGGUGAUUUCGAUGGUUGCAAGUCUUUUAUCAGAGACAGGUAGACAAGCGCAGACCCAGCGACAAUCAGGCCGGUGGACUUACUACCUUCACAACCUCAGAAAUCGCAGAUAUAGUAAGAUUACGAAGCAAAGAUCCUAUGAGCAUGAAAGUGUGAUGGGUGCUGUAGCAAUGUCAAUAGAUGUACUUCCCCCACAACAAAGGUCAAUGUACGAGAAGCUAGCUGUAUUCCUUGAUGACGAUCCAAUUCAUUCUGCUGCCCUUGAAGUUCUCUGGGGGGUUGAACGCUACGAGGUUGAAGACACAAUGAAUAAAUUUAUCCAGAAAUCCCUAGCAAUGUGUGAAUAUGAUGCUGUGCAUGAAUGUUUUCUAUAUUCUCUUCAUGAUCUACAAUUAGAUUAUCUCAAGAAUAGGCUUUCUAAGGAGGAGGAGACGGAGAUGCACAGGAUGUUCGUGGACAAGUACCUGGACAUGGUCCAGGGGAAGUUUGGUGAUCUUCCCCAUGAUAAUUAUAUUCUUACACAUCUUGGAUACCAUCUUUAUAAGGCUGAGAUGUUUGAUUUGUUUAGCCAGGUUUAUCUAAACCUCAGAUAUGUCGAGAAGGUUUUAAAGAAUUGUGGAACUGCGUCAAUUCUCUACGAUUACAGGAAAUACCAUGACCAGAUCUCUUGUGAGAGUAGCGGAGGACAGUUUGAGGAGGAUCUUCUUGAUUUCGAGGAUUUUUGCAGGACUGCUGGAGUUAUAGUGAGUACAGGACCAUGUACUGAUAUUGUACAACUUGGCUUGAGUGAGAGUACAGCGUCAGCAGUAUACACGGCAGCUAAGAUACUAGCGGAUACAGAGCAUGAAUACCUGUACCUAGAAUGGAAGAAUAGAUCGAGUUUGCAUUCACAAAAUAUUGCAACAAUUCUUCAUCCAGGAAAGCCUUCGGAUAUCAAAUUUUUUCCGGACGCAAGAGUUGUAACCUCGACAGAGGAAGGAGUAAUUAAGGUUUGGGAUCUAACUACUGGAGAUGUAACUCAACGUCUCCAUGGGCACUAUUCACCAAUUUCAUGUGUUAGUGUUGAGCCUGGAGAAGGUUCAGGAACCCAUGAGAUAAACCUAUGUACUGGAGGAGAGGAUGGAUGUAUAAAGACAUGGAGAUCUAGUCCUCUAGCUCCGGAUGAUAAUGUAGACAAUGCUGCACUAUCUGUCAGGCGUAAAAGUGUGAGAAAGCAUUCUCCUAAGCUGUCAGGACUAGAAGUAUUAAAUGAAAUAUUCACAAGCAAAAACCAGGUCGAUGAAUCUGUGUCUACUAUAAAAAAUUUGUCUAGAUACAGAAUCUUCUGA